This is a messenger RNA of Diabrotica balteata, 375 nucleotides long. The record is from the annotation of a GenBank genome assembly. Lineage: Eukaryota; Metazoa; Arthropoda; Insecta; Coleoptera; Chrysomelidae.
AUGUAUUCCGAAUAUAAAAAGAAAGUCAGCGAACCUGUUUCUAAAUACAUCUUUGAAAAAAUAUUUAACGAGAAGUUCAACUUAUCAUUCCAUGCUCCUAUAACAGAUUCAUGUAAGAAAUGCAAUAAUUUUAAAGUAAAAAUAGAGGCUUGUGAAAAUCAUGAACAUUCCAAGAAGGCUGAACUUACCACUGCCAAGGAGAUUCAUUUAAGAAAAGCGGAAAGUGCCAUGAAUAAUAUGAAAAUUGAUAUACAGUAUGCAAAAGAAAACAAUGACACCAUAGUAAUUAUAUUUGAUCUAAUGAAGACUCUUCCAACUCCGGUAAUUUCAACUGGAAUAUGCUAUUAUAAACGGCAGUUAUGGACUUACUGUUAA